UUUUUAAAAUUUAAGAAUCUACAAAUUUAAUAUUUCUUUUUUCUUUAAAAACAAUUCUACAAACUUCUCCCAGAGUCCGGGAACUCUAAACCCCCAAACUCGCCUCCUAAAAAGUAAAAUUACUUUAAUCACGUGUCUAACCCUAAUUCCACGUGCUCCAUCCCUACACUCGCCUCGUGUCCCAACCUGCCAAUUCCCGAAUCCCCGUUCGCUUUUCUUUUUACAUAUAAAUUAGGGUUUGUGUAAUUUUCUAAAUCCAUUCCCUUCCCUUGGCUUUAUAUUCUAAUAGGGAUUUUCUGUAUCACUUUAAUGGCUGCAUCCUCCUCCCAUUCGCUUCUGAUAUCGUCUUCCUUGUUCUGUUUGGAUUCUUUUUGGGUUUUUCGUUCUGUCUAUCGUUGUUUAAUUUCAAACCUAUCUCAUUCUCAGAUUCUUAGUCAACCUUGUAGUUUCUAACAUAUAAAAACCGACGGCCGAGAAGUAGUCACCAACAUGGGAAAACGUGAGAAUUUUUUUCCUCUAUUCUUUUUUUGGGUAAAACUCAGCGCAAAAAUGCGACGAUGUUAGAUAGUGACGAUGAUAAUAGUAGUGUAAGUUCAUCGUCGACCAUGCGUUCCGAUCGAAUGUCGGUUUCCGGAACUGAAGAAGUAGAGCUUAAUAAGGAUAGUUUACUUGAUGAAGCUGUGGAUAAUUUAUACGAAAAGAGGGGUUCAACGCGAGAGAAGGCUUUGGCCUCGAUUAUCGAAGCUUUCAACAGCAACUUGCAGCAUGAGUUCGUGGAGAAGAAGUUUGCUACAUUACUGCACCGGUGCCUGAAUUCCCUCAAAAAGGGGUCCAGCAAAGAGAUAUCUUUAGCUUCCCAUACCGUUGGUUUGCUGGCUUUAACUAUUGGUCCUGGAGACAAAGCACGGGAAAUAUUGGAGGAAUCAAUCACUCCUGUUUCACAGGCUUUUAAGUCUGGUUACGAAUCUUCUAAGAUAGCUUCGUUACUGGAGUGUUUGGCUAUCAUCACUUUUGUUGGGGGAAUCGAACCAGAGGAAACAGAAAAAUCAAUGCAAAUUAUGUGGCAGUUGGUUCACCCUAAACUAGGCUCUAAUGUUAUUACCGUCAAAGCUUCUGCUGUUGUAAUAACAGCGGUUGUGUCUGCCUGGUCAUUUAUUUUGACAACUAUGGAUAGAUGGAGUCUCAGUCCCAAACUUUGGCUAGAAUCCAUCACAUAUUUGUCUAGUUUGCUAGAUAAGGAUGACCGAUCUGUUCGCAUUGCUGCUGGGGAAGCACUGGAAGUAAUUUUUGAGAUGGGAAGCUUAGAGAAGUUUGCCACUGAAGCUGAAGGUUCAAAUAAUGGCUCAGUUUCUGAAGGGAAUAAAUCUAAAGAAGGAUUAUUACAUAUACAAGGAUUGAGGGCAAAAAUUCUAAAUCAAGUCAGAGACCUCUCUGUGGAAGCUGGUGGUAAAGGUUCUGCAAAGAAAGAUCUUAAUUACCAAAGGAGUUUGUUUAAGGAUGUUUUGGAGUUCCUUCAGGAUGGUUAUUGUCCCGAGACAUCAAUGAAGAUCGGCGGGGAGUCACUUCAGACAUCAACAUGGUCUCAGUUGAUUCAGUUGAACUUUUUGAGGCGCUUUCUUGGUGGAGGUUUCACUAAACACAUGCAGGAAAACGAGUUCCUUCAAGAUGUUUUUGGUUUCACGCCAAAAAGGAAUCUUGUAGGCGGUGAACAUGUAUCCAACAAUUUAAAGAGAAUGUACAAAUCACCAAAUUCAGUCAUCAACAAAGCAAGGACCCAGCACUUGAACAAGCAGCGGAUGUUAUCCGAGGGUAAAAAAAUUGGGCACUUUGCUGUCAAUGUUGGUGAUGAAGAUUCAUAAGCUUCUACGGGACAGAAACCGGGCAUUGUGGUGCUGGAUUAGCUUGUCAUUUGUUAUUAAGUUUUGGUUAAUAUCGGCGAUGGCUCUACAUACAGAUAAAAUUGUAAUUGUGGCGUCGAGUGCACUCAUCUAAGGCACCAAUAAUGAGUUUGCUCUGUCCAUGGGAUUGAGAUGCUGCAUUUAAUGAAUAACAAGAAGCGGCCAUUUCAGAUUAGUGGCCAUCUUUCCUGUAAUGAACCAAUGAUGUUUCUCUCAAGCUAUAUUAUGAUAUUACUUAUAUUCAGUAUGUAUGAUUACUUAUAUUCAAAUAUGAGCAUUCAUCUUUGUAUGAAAGAAUAUGUUCGUGUAGGAUAAA
Gossypium arboreum is the source of this 2214-nucleotide messenger RNA. RefSeq lists its product as uncharacterized. The record is from RefSeq and is a predicted model, not a curated record. Bases 558 to 1859 code for a protein of 433 amino acids. NCBI's taxonomy places the organism in Eukaryota, Viridiplantae, Streptophyta, Magnoliopsida, Malvales, Malvaceae. The transcript is spliced from 13 exons.